AUAAGAUGAGUUUAAAGCAGAAGAUGAAGGAGCCCGAGGAAGCUGGCCGGGAGACACCCUCCACCACUGUCCCCAUGGUCACUGUCCCGCAGAUACCCUCUUACAGGUUGAACAAGAUCUGUAGUGGUCUGUCCUUUCAGAGGAAAAACCAGUUCAUGCAGCGGCUUCACAACUACUGGCUGUUGAAACGGCAAGCUCGGAAUGGUGUGCCCCUCAUCAGGCGCCUGCACUCCCACUUACAGUCCCAGAGAAACGCUGAGCAGCGGGAGCAGGACGAGAAGACAAGCGCGGUGAAGGAGGAGCUGAAGUACUGGCAGAAACUCCGGCAUGACCUGGAGCGGGCCCGGCUGCUGAUCGAGCUCAUCCGCAAACGGGAGAAGCUGAAGCGGGAGCAGGUCAGGGUGCAGCAGGCUGCCAUGGAGCUGGAGCUGAUGCCAUUCACAGUUCUGCUGAGGACAACUCUGGACCUGCUGCAGGAGAAGGACCCUGCACACAUCUUUGCUGAACCUGUCAGCCUGAGUGAGGUUCCAGAUUACCUGGAAUUCAUAUCCAAGCCAAUGGAUUUUUCUACUAUGAGGCGGAAGCUGGAAUCUCACCUGUACCACACCUUGGAGGAGUUUGAGGAGGACUUUAACCUUAUAGUUACCAACUGCAUGAAGUAUAAUGCUAAAGACACAAUUUUCCACCGAGCAGCUGUCCGCCUGCGGGACCUGGGAGGGGCCAUCCUGCGGCAUGCCCGUCGGCAGGCAGAGAACAUCGGCUAUGAUCCCGAGAGGGGCACCCACUUGCCCGAGUCACCCAAAUUGGAAGACUUUUACCGAUUCUCCUGGGAGGAUGUGGAUAACAUCCUCAUCCCAGAGAACCGGGCCCACCUGUCGCCAGAGGCGCAGCUGAAGGAGCUGCUGGAGAAACUGGACCUGGUGAGCGCCAUGCGGUCCAGCGGGGCCCGCACCCGUCGGGUCCGCAUGCUACGCAGGGAGAUCAAUGCCCUUCGGCAAAAGCUCGCACAGCCAGCGCCAACACAGCUGCUGUCAGUGACCAAGACAGUGUCCAAUGGGGAGCUGCCAGCGGGACCUCGGGGGGACGCAGCUGUGCUGGAGCAGGCCUUGCAGGAAGAGCCAGAAGACGAUGGGGACAGAGAUGAUUCCAAAUUGCCUGCUCCACCAACCCUGGAGCCUACCGGGCCUGCACCAUCCUUGUCUGAACAGGAAUUCCCCCCAGACCCCCCCACCCUGAAACCCAUCAGUGACAGCAAGCCUUCAAGCCGGUCCCUAAAGUCCCGGAAGGUGGAAGAUGAUGAGCUCUUGGAGAAAUCAGCCCUGCAGCUGGGGAGCGAGCCCUUGCGAUGCUUGCUCAGUGACAAUGGCAUUGAUAGACUGUCUCCCGUGAACCCUGACAGCCCUCCUGGUACCCCCCUCAGUGGGGUGGGCCGCCGAACAUCAGUCCUCUUCAAGAAGGCCAAGAAUGGGGUUAAGCUGCAGAGGAAUCCAGACGGGACCCUGGAGAAUGGCGAGGACCACGGUGCGGUCGGCUCUCCUGCCUCUCCAGCCAGCACGGAAGAUGAGCACUGUUCCAGGAAGCGGCCAAGGAGCAGGGGCUGUAGUGACAGUGAAGGGGCCAGGUCCCCUCAGCAGGAGGAAGAGCCAGGCGUGACUAACGGCUUCGGAAAACACCCCGAAAGCGGGUCUGACUCGGAAUGUAGUUUGGGUCUCAGUGGAGGACUGGCGUUUGAAGCUGGCAGCGGUCUGACACCUCCCAAACGCAGCCGUGGGAAGCCAGCCCUGUCGCGAGUGCCCUUCCUGGACGGUGUGAAUGGAGACUCGGACCACAGUGGCUCAGGCAGAAGCCUCCUGAUGCCCUUUGAAGACUGCGGAGACCUGGAGCCCCUGGAGCUGGUGUGGGCCAAGUGCCGAGGCUACCCCUCCUACCCUGCCUUGAUCAUCGAUCCCAAGAUGCCCCGGGAGGGCCUCCUGCACAAUGGUGUCCCCAUCCCUGUCCCUCCACUGGACGUGCUGAAGCUGGGCGAGCAGAAGCAAGCAGAGGCUGGAGAGAAGCUCUUCCUUGUCCUCUUCUUUGACAACAAACGCACCUGGCAGUGGCUUCCAAGGGACAAAGUCCUGCCUCUGGGUGUGGAGGACACCGUGGACAAACUCAAGAUGUUGGAAGGCCGCAAGACCAGCAUCCGCAAGUCUGUGCAGGUGGCCUAUGACCGUGCGAUGAUCCACCUGAGCCGAGUACGUGGACCCCACUCCUUCGUCACUUCCAGCUACCUGUAAGAGUGGAACUGGGCCUGUGUCUGCCUGCUUUGCCUCUCCUCUGCCCCUGAGGCACGAGAAGCCUCUUCUGCCCUUGCCAAGUGUCUGGCUGGCAGCUUCUUUCUCAUGGCAGGCCCUGACUGGACUGGGUCUCCAAGGGCAAGGCCCAGUAUUGACCAAUCAUGUGGUUCCCCUGGAGGGCCGCUGUGUGCCAAAAACUCCCACCCGAGGUCCCUGGGGAUAUUCCCCCGAAGAACCACUUAGAAGCAGAAACAGCUGAGAGUCUUGGCCAGCCAGGGAGGUGGACCUGGCCCACAGGGCAGGAGGUCCUAGGCUGCUUUUCUGGGGCCAACUGCUCCUCCAUGCCUCUCCCAGCUAACCAUACCUCAGGGCAGGCAAGGUUCUGACACUGAUCCCAGAGAUGUGCCAGGGUCCCUCGGGAACCCACUGAGCUCCCCUUCCCCCCACAUCACCCAUCCUCACCCAGCCCAGGCUCUCCUUCCCACAUUGCUCUCCUUUCCCCCUCGUGCCAAACUGACAGCAACAUCACCAAAUUGAUCUUUCUCUCUGCCCACGUCCUUCCUGGCCAGCUGCUAUGUUCAAUAGGUGUCUGCAGGCGCCCGAGCCCCAGGUAGACCCCCCCACACCCACAGACUUCCACUUGUACUGCUGACAUGCCUUGCCCAGCCGCACGCGCAUGCCCCAUGGAGGGAGUGGGCUUCCUGCCCUCCCUCCAUCUUGCAGAGGGGUGCUGAGGGUGGGACCCUGCCCGUGCACUCGGCUGGAUGGGUACUGAGGGUGGCACAUGCCCUUCUCGUGGGCUUCUCUCUUCCUGCAGCAGACAUAAGCCUUAUUGCAUCCCGUCACCGCAGGGGGCAUGGGCUGCCCUCCAGCACCCUCCCCUCCCCUGGCUCUGCUGCUCCUGCUUCCCAGAGCCUUUUUCUUUCAUGCCCUGCCUUCAACCCCUCC
Messenger RNA from Peromyscus eremicus (cactus mouse), 3224 nucleotides. Its product is annotated as bromodomain and PHD finger-containing protein 3. The record is from RefSeq and is a predicted model, not a curated record. The transcript is spliced from 12 exons. Gene Ontology annotation, cellular component: nucleus. Gene Ontology annotation, biological process: regulation of transcription by RNA polymerase II. NCBI's taxonomy places the organism in Eukaryota, Metazoa, Chordata, Mammalia, Rodentia, Cricetidae. The coding region runs from base 6 to 2276 and encodes 756 amino acids.